Aspergillus pseudoviridinutans is the source of this 4656-nucleotide messenger RNA. RefSeq names its product putative Rho guanyl nucleotide exchange factor. Bases 1 to 4656 code for a protein of 1551 amino acids. Gene Ontology annotation, molecular function: guanyl-nucleotide exchange factor activity. The transcript has 3 exons. The record is from RefSeq and is a predicted model, not a curated record. NCBI's taxonomy places the organism in Eukaryota, Fungi, Ascomycota, Eurotiomycetes, Eurotiales, Aspergillaceae.
AUGGCGACCGUGUCGAGCGCCCUGUCGGACCUGCCUCUGGAGCAGCUCACCCUCUACCAGGCCUCCGAUCCCUAUCUGUCUUUGAUCUUCGUCUUCUACGGUCCCGUUACAACCGCAAAUGCCACCGUGAGCAGUUCGCGCAUUCAGGCGCAUAUCUUGACCCCCGCUGGUUUUCAGAGCUAUUCUCGGAUCACCGUCUCCCCCGCUGCUCCGUUAUAUGCGGCCGUCAACCACCUACCCCGCGAGAGACAAGGCGACGAGGUUUGUCGCGGGCUUGCUGUCAGCAUGUUGAAAUACUUUGCCGAGUUGUCCGAACCGGCCAAGGAGUGCUUGGAAACAAUGGCUCGUGCGGGGAAGCCUGGUGGGAAGAUUCCCAAGUUAUUUGACGAGAUGCAUGCCGCGGAUCUUGCGAAUCGGAUGGCCAAAGUGGAACAAUCGUCCGACCUUAUACGCGACAUUCGCGGUGCCUUUCAGGAGCGCAAAGUUCCGUGGGUGGAUAUUGAUAUAGUGUUCCCCGCGGGAACAAUACAGCCCCCUCAACGGCCGGAGGAUGACGGUAUCGACGAAGCUUUGGAGAUAGAGGACAACCACGAUCUACAAUAUGGCCAGUAUUCGGCUCUUAUCCGAGCUCUCGGAGCGCCGAUGUUCCUACCGACGUCAAGACUGAAACGAGCGCCCUCCCAACCGACCAAUCUCAGCAAAUCUAGGCUCUUCACGAGAAGCCAGAAGGAGUCUCUCCGUCUGACUAUGUGCGAGCUUGUGGACACGGAGGAGCGGUAUGUGAGCAAGUUAUACAAUCUUGUGCGCGAGGUAGCCGAAGAAUUCCGAUUAAAGGCUCAAGGCAGAGGAGCGUCCAGCACCAGUCCAGAUGAAGCCUCUCUGGCCGCACUUUUCCCUCCCUGUCUCAAUGAGAUACUUGACGUCAAUCUGGGGUUUUUGGAAGUGAUCCGCAACGUCCUGGAGGAAACAGAAAGGGAUGCGAUUGCCGAUAUUGGAGACGACACCGAGCUUCCGUCGUCCGCGUCGCAUAGAACGGCGUCUAGGGAAGGAAAGGAUCCGAUUGGUGCUGUCGCAUUUGCAAAUGCGCUCCUCGAAUGGUUUCCGCAGUUCUCACAGCCCUACGCGGACUAUAUGCGAGCUCAUACAGGCUUUACACAGACGCUCAACUCAUUUAUGAGGGAUAAGAACUCGAGCUUCUCCAAGAGAGUUGUAGAGACCGGAGAGCAACGAUUGCGUUCGUUACUGAUGGAGCCUGUUCAGCGGCUGCCUCGUUACAGCCUUCUGAUUGACACCAUGACCAGCAGUCUUCCCCUGAUCCAUCCCGCUGUCAGGCCGCUCCUGAAGGCUCGAGAUAUCAUCAAGGAUAUAUGCUCGCUCGACGACCCCUCGUCCACAAAUCAUGACCAGAGCUUCCGACGAUUGAAAGAGCUGGUGGAUGGUUGGCCGGCAACAAUACUGCCGGUCGGCCGCUUGAUCACAGCUGUCGACUUCAACGAGCUAUCGCCUCCAUACCACAUUGAUCCUUCAUCUCCAAACCAAAAUCAGGGGAUCAUGUUGAUCUAUAAGAACUGCCUUGUUCUCUUAGCGAAAGCUCUAGGAAGCAGAACAACUGCACGCGGCUUACUUGCAGACCUCGACGGCGCCGCAUCAGGACCCGGUGGCCCCUCUGCCCUGCAAAACUCAUGUGAGAUCAAGGUUGCGCAAGUAUACGACCUGCAAACCGUACGCUCAAUGCAGUCUACAUGCGGGAGAAUACUUUUCCUCGCUCCUACAUCGGCCAAAGCAAGACCAAAUCAGAAUACCACUGUGGAUCUGUUCGCUUUGGAAUUAACUGGGAUGUAUGAGGGGCGGGCGAGUCGGCUUAUCGAAGAAGUGGUGAAGGCGAAGAUUGAAGGCCGGUUUUCUGAGAGCGAGCGGGAGAACGGUAAAUGGACCCUGAGGAGCCCCACGGGGACCGUCGGGAACAUCGGCAUUCUGGCCUGUGUUCUCGAAGAAGAAAAGGACAAUGUCUUGGGUCGGAGUGGCCUGUCCAAGAUUCGAAUUGUCUUUGACACUCCGAGGGCGAUUUCCAGCAAGGCAUUGAACACUUCAGAUUUGGAGGUGGCCAUCUCGGUUUCCUCUGCAAGUGAGGACCAAUAUCGCGUCGAUAUAGACUCCAUUGUCGGAGUUGCCUCCUCGGAUAUUGUUACAGUGGAUAGCUUCGUUCCUGUGCUUUCCAAACGCCUCUUGAAUGUCCUUCUGCCUCUGCAUGGUCCUCGGAACCGGACGAUGACGGAAUCAAUAAUUCACUCGAAUUUUGAUAUACUUCGCUACCUGGCCGGCCACCUCAUCACUCAAUUCAAGGCGCCUCGCGGAUUUCGCCCUCCUUCGCCUACCAAACUCCUCUCGAGUCUCCUAGGUGGGGGCCAGUCGAAAGACGCCAAGGACAGUAGCACCACAGGCUCGAAAGGCCCCAGUUCUGCAACUCUGCUUGGUGAAUUCCCAAAAAUGCCACCUCCAAGAGCCAAUCUCACCCGAUCCAAUACGCUACCCUCGAUCUUCCCUGGAAAGGAAGAGACCCCCAUCAAAAUCUCCGUGGUUGGGACAGCUCCUUCCAAGGGACCAGAUAGUCCAUUCAGUUUGUUGGAACAAACAUUUACGGCAUACGCCCUUGCACUUCAGUCUCGCAGCGGAAAUAUUGUUGGACGAAGUCUGCGUGCAAGGGAAAAUGUCGACAGGUCAUCAGUCAAUGAGUUGUAUAAUGUACUUUUGGAAGACCCCGCGAAGAUUCAAGCUGCAGCUGAAGUGCCUGUUGACACAUUAUUUGUCGCGUUCGAAACAUUUAUGGCCAAUGCAUGGAAGGAACACAUGGGCCCCGUGAUAGAACCCGGCGCUUUGAAGCUCAUUCAGAGUCAAUUUGAUACGACGUUUCCUCGCGACUUUGAAGAAAACUUUCGCAAGUUUCUCACGGAGAUCAGUCCUCAGAACCGGCGUGCGCUGGCAUCUCUGGUGCGGUUGCUGGCCGAGUUGCUUGAUGCGUCUGGGAACGACGGCGAUCGAGGUGCCCUGACUGCGGCCUUCGCCGAAAUUCUGACAGUCGAAGGGGACCCCAUGCAGCACAUAUCUCUUCUAGACCGACUUGUGGACGAUUUUGACAAUCUCUUCGACGAGUUUAUCCCCAGCGGCGCAUCGCUGGAUGGGAUCUUAAGCAGCGAUCAAACAAAACCAAGUGCGCGAGACGCAGGGUCUAUUAGCUCGAAUGCGUCGUCGUUCCGGAAACGUUUCGGCUUCAGUCUGCAUCGAGAGGGUUCCAAGAAUGAGGGAGAAAGCAAGGUCUCGUCGAUUCUGAGGACUCUCAGCAAGAGCAAAAAUUCUGGCGACUCGGAACCCAGUACCCCUCGAGGCUCGUUGCUGCGUUCCAAGUCGAUCGACGUGGACGCUGGGCUGGGUCUGCUCUUACGACCUGGCUCGCGCGACCGCCCCAGUGCAGCCUCAUCGCAGGAACUCCUCCGACGACCAGGUAGCUCUCAAGGGCAGCCCCCAUCUCUAUCCUCAAUCCGAGGUAUCUCAACGAACGGAGUAGUCAAGGUUCGGAGAAGGAGACGGAGCUCUUUAUCCGAUCUGAGGCCUGGGACGGCAUCCACUGACACGUCUGCUGUAUCGCCUAGCCAGGAUCCGCGGCCUGCCACUCCUGUAUCAUCAACCAAUCGUUCCGAAACCGAAUUGGCGACCCCAACUACACAGCCCAGACCACAGACAAGCCACGGCACAGAUUCUACGAACAGAAGCACGUCGCCCGCCAAAAGCACCUCCCCCUCUCGACAGGCCUCGCCAAGCCGACGAUCACCGACACGUCCAGUUACCCCAAGCCGCAAAGAGAACAUUGACCCGACAUUGAGUCGAACGGACCGACCUCCAAGAAAGAAAAGUGACCUUGCUGUUUCUCCCACUCAAGAGCAAAAGAGAAGAUUGCGGGCACUCAGCAUACCAUCAUCACGGAAUGUUGGGCUCAAGGAGCGCCCAGUGCUGGUUAACGGAUCUGACCCCAGACGCUUGCAAACUUUGGCCUCUUCACAAAGAACCCCAAAGCUGCGCAUGCAGAGCCCACAAAAGCUUCGAGAUCGUCUCCAAAGCGAGAAGAGGCUACAACAUUCUGCACAAUUGGGGCUCAAGGAGGAAUUGGCAUUGAUUGGAGAGGAACUGCAAGCUUUGAACAUCGCAGCACCGCAACAACUGAAGAAUGCCGGACAGAAUUCUGGAUCGUUAGACGCACCAUCUCUGUCAGCAGCUGCUGACUCAGCUCUUCUCAACCAUAUUGGCAAUCUGGAGUCGAAGUUCGAAGUGCUUUCGCAAGAGCUGAAUAGCCGCACUGCUGCAAUCGAGAGAGAUCUGGAAUCGUCUCUGGUUGUCAGUGAGAAGCGAGCAAAGAAGUUAGAUGAGCUGUACCGUGAGGCUAGCGCGGAGAAUGAGGCGCUGUAUGAUCGUUUCAAUCUGGAGCUGGGAAAGAUUGUGCGAGAUGUUCGAUCUGGAAGCGUGGAAGAGGCCCUCCGGACACAAUUGUCCGAGGCAUUGGAGGAGAUUGGAAGGCUCAAGAAGGAGAACUUUAGGUUGAAAAGGGAAGUUGGCGGACUACGUGCACAGCAAGCAGCCGUGGCCUUGUUAAAGGCGAGCGAAUGA